AUGGAGCAACAGGCAGUCGGUGGCUCCCCUGAGAGCUGGGACGGGAUAAAAAGGGCGCCGGGGGCCGUGCUGCCCCGGGUUGAAGACUGUCGCUCUCCGCGCUCGGUCUCGAAGACCGUGAAGCGCAUAAGCGCGCACCCGGGGCGGUUUUACGGCGCUCUAAGUAUUGCGGCUCGAGUUCCGUUCAGCAUCUCCUCGUUCGGAGCUAGCAGCAUUGCUGGCUGUGAAGCUGAGCCCGGCUGCAGCGUCGCGGUGGAGCAGAGAUGUGCCCGGCACCGGGCGUUCCACCGGCCGUGCUGUGCGGGGCUCCUGUGCACACUUUGCAUCUGGCUGGGCUUUGUGGGUGAGGUGGAAACUCAGGAUCAGUUCGAUAACUUAGACAAGCAUACUCAGUGGGGCAUUGACUUCUUGGAGAAAUAUGCAAAAUUUGUAAAAGAAAGAAUAGAAAUUGAGCAAAACUAUGCAAAGCAACUGAGAAAUCUGGUUAAGAAGUACUGUCCUAAACGUUCAUCCAAAGAUGAGGAACCCAGGUUUACUUCAUGUAUUGCCUUUUUUAACAUCCUUAACGAGCUGAAUGACUAUGCAGGACAGCGCGAAGUAGUUGCAGAAGAAAUGGGACACAGAGUCUAUGGAGAAUUAAUGAGAUACUCACAUGAUCUAAAAACUGAGAGAAAAAUGCAUCUUCAGGAAGGACGAAAGGCUCAACAAUAUCUGGACAUGUGCUGGAAACAGAUGGAUAAUAGUAAAAAGAAAUUUGAGAGAGAAUGCAGAGAGGCAGAGAAGGCGCAGCAAAGCUACGAAAGACUGGACAAUGACACUAAUGCGACAAAGGCUGAUGUUGAAAAGGCUAAGCAACAGUUAAACCUGCGUACACACAUGGCUGAUGAAAACAAAAAUGAAUAUGCUGCACAACUACAGAAUUUUAAUGGUGAACAGCACAAACACUACUACAUUGUCAUUCCUCAGAUUUACAAGCAACUUCAAGAAAUGGAUGAAAGAAGGACUAUCAAACUUAGUGAAUGUUACAAAGGCUUUGCUGACUCUGAGCGCAAAGUUAUUCCAAUCAUCUCUAAAUGCUUAGAGGGGAUGAUCCUUGCAGCAAAAUCAGUUGAUGAACAUAGAGACUCCCAGCUAGUGAUAGACUGCUUCAAAUCUGGUUUUGAACCUCCUGGAGAUUUUCCAUUUGAAGACUACAGUCAGAAUAUUUACAGAACUAUCUCUGAUGGAACCAUCAGUACACCAAAGCAGGAAGGAAUGAGAAUUGAUUCAAAAACUACAGUGGGCAAGGCGAAAGGAAAGCUGUGGCUAUUUGGAAAAAAGCCAAAGCCACAGUCCCCACCCCUAACCCCUACUAGUUUAUACACAUCCAGUACUCCUAAUGGGUCCCAGUAUCCCAUAUUCUCCAUUGAACCAGUGCAUUAUUGCAUGAGUGACAUAAAAACAGGGAAGCCCAGAAUUCCUUCUUUCAGAAGCCUCAAAAGAGGGGUAAGUUGGAUAAAAAAGUUGAAAUGCAUGAUGGGCUAUGAACAGUGUGUUUGUGAUGUGGCUUUUCUAAUGCUCUUCACCCUCAUUAUAAGGCUUACUCUUUUUUAAGUAAUACUCAGCUAUAAGGUCACUUUUAGGAUACUUUGGUGGUUGUUGUUUUGUGGGUUUUUUUUCAGAUUAUACAGAUCUUACCACCAGAUUAAAAUUAAAAUAGUAUAAAUACUUGUUAUAACAUUCCAAAUGCUUGUGUCUGUAAUGAAGGUGUUAUAAAGAGGGUGCUCAGCAUGUAUUUGAUAACUUUUAUUCAUUGUUGUUCACAUUCACAAAUGUUUUCCUACCAUCAUAUACCAUAUUUUAGCAGUACUAUAUCACAAGGUAUAAAUAGUAACCAUAAAAAAAGCUUACAGAUUAUCACUUUAUUUGCUGACUUCUAAUUGAAAUAAUAGUAGUUGAUGUCGAGACAGAACUAAGUUUCAUUUACUUUUUUAUACAUCAAAUGUUCCAGCAUGCAGUGCUGGCAGAUUCUACAAUCCUGAUUUUCUGAAAAAUUACCCUCUUAAUUUUAUGAUUAACAAAUUGUUUUUGUCCAAGGUACUUUUGGGUAAAGGUAUUGAAAAAUUACUACCAAAUGCUACUUUGAGAUUUAUCAAUUCAUUUAUCAUUGAUUAGUGGCAUAUUCUGCAAAUAGAAUUUGCUUGGAAGACAACAGAAGAGAAUUGUUAGCAACAUUUCUUAGCAACAUUUACAGUACGAGUGAUAAGUGUAUAUUGCCACUUUCCUGUUAUUUCAGUGAAAUACAGGCUGCCCAGUUUGUGUGUUUUAAGAUGCUUAAUGAUUUUAUAAUGAGAUGUAUGUAUCUGAUUAUACUUAAUUAUAUUUAAUGAUUUUCUUGUAUUUGAAAACAAAAAUCAGCUUGCUAUCUCAUAUGCAUCAAGAAUGGCUGGUUACUGUAACGUGGAGAUCAAAGUACAAUGUAGCAGUGCAGUAAAGUUAAUGAUUUAGAGACUCCCUUGCUAUCAUUCAGAAAUGAGUUAUGCUUUAAUGUACUUUCUUUAAAUCAUGUUGUGGCAUCUUAUAUCAGACCCCCAGAUAUUUUGUAUGUAUUGAUGAAGGGAAGCUUUUUCUUUUAUUUUCUGAACGGUAUUAUAAUCUAUUUUGGUUGUGAAGAUAAUAUUCCUUCCUUACCUACUCAGUGAAGAACUGGAUUAAAGUUGCUGAAGUAGCAGAGAUCUUGAUUAACCCCCACCUUUUUGUUUUAUCAUUGACAUAUCAACUCCUCACAAAUUGACACCUUAUAAUCUUAAUAGAUCUAGAAUUUGUUACUAAAGCAAAAGAUAAUUUCCUAACAACUAAAAAAUGCCCAUGGAAAACAAAACAGUAUUUUAAUUUUGUAUUCUUAACGAUUUAUUGAUCGUGUUGUAAAAUAGAAUCAACUUACCUAAUACAGAACAGUAUUCUGUCAAAUUAAUAAGGAUUGAUAGUAUCAUCCAAAUGUGGAUUAUCUCAGUUAUCUGGCAAUAUCAAAUGUUUUGAAAUUUCUAAGUCUUCCAGAUGAAUAUUUUGUUUUAUGUGGUUUGGAAUACCUUGCAAACAUUUAAAGACCUCACAUAUCAAAUGUCUUUAAAUGUGUACUGUAAUUUUAUCUUUGAAAUACUGUUUGUUCAAUUCUUAGUAGUUCCUAAUACA
Messenger RNA from Meleagris gallopavo (turkey), 3171 nucleotides. The record is from RefSeq and is a predicted model, not a curated record. NCBI's taxonomy places the organism in Eukaryota, Metazoa, Chordata, Aves, Galliformes, Phasianidae.